UGCCACAACACUACAAACAGAGUGAGUGAAAUUACCUUUUGUAGUACAACAUAUACUCCUAGUUUGUGGGAGAGAAAUAUCAGUGAGAGAGAGAUGGCUAGGGGGUGUAUGAGUAUCUUGGUGCUGGUUCUAGCUCUUGCUGUGGCUGCAAGUGCAAGAACUACACCAAGCGAUGCUGGUCUGAACGACCAGAAGAACUUCGUCUCGUAUGGUGGUAUUGGAGGUAUUUCAGGUAUUGGGAACAACGGGCUGCCUUUUGGAGGAGCCGGAGUAGGUGGCGGGUUCGGCGGUGGGCUUGGGGGUGGGCUUGGCGGCGGACUCGGUGGCGCCGCUGGCAUAGGAGGUAUUGGUGGUGUGGGCCCUAUUGGUGGCGGUUUUGGAACCGGAACUGGCGGUGCUGGGGUUGUUCCUUUCCCUUGAGAUAGACCAACGUGCCUGGCAUGGCUUGUAGUCUUUCUUUUACCUUUCGAUCGUUUUAAUCUGUGUUUUUUGUCGUUUAAGUUCUUGUCGUGCGUAGCAUUUCGCUAACGUUUAUCGUGUCCUUCCAACUCUGUUUUAAGUUUUAUAUAUUGUGAGCGUUAUAUAUAUAUAUAUAUAUAUAUAUAUAUUUGUGAUCAUGUAUGUUUCAGCUGGAAGUAACGUAAGCAAUAUGUGAGUUUAAGGCCAUUUUAUGAAUGCAUUCUUUUUUC
Messenger RNA from Lotus japonicus, 689 nucleotides. Its product is annotated as glycine-rich protein 5-like. Lineage: Eukaryota; Viridiplantae; Streptophyta; Magnoliopsida; Fabales; Fabaceae. The transcript has a single exon. The record is from RefSeq and is a predicted model, not a curated record. The coding region runs from base 94 to 420 and encodes 108 amino acids.